Messenger RNA from Ostreococcus lucimarinus CCE9901, 1200 nucleotides. RefSeq lists its product with no specific name. Lineage: Eukaryota; Viridiplantae; Chlorophyta; Mamiellophyceae; Mamiellales; Bathycoccaceae. The transcript has a single exon. The coding region runs from base 1 to 1158 and encodes 385 amino acids. The record is from RefSeq and is a predicted model, not a curated record.
AUGACGGCGGCGAAGGACGUGUUUCGAGCGAUGUGCGUCGCGAGGCGCGCGCCGCGACGGCGCGAGCGAGAGCGCGCGGAGGGGGAGAGCGACGCGGAGGCGGCGGCGGCGAGCGCGGAGCGCGCGAACGCGCGGGACGGGAAGGUGCGAGGACCGGCGAGGGCGACGAGAGCGCCGCGAGACGCGGGGGGGGUGACGAGGUUUGAUUUUAAGCGCGAGGUGGUGCCGGUGUGCGAAGACGGGGGGGAGCUGGAGAUGAGCACGACGAAUCUGGGCGCGGACGCGCGAGGACGACGGGGACGGGCGGACGCGCCGGCGCGCGCGCCGCGUCCGUUGAUCGUUUGGGCGCACGGCAUGCGCGGGGAUCUUUCGAACGAUGAUCAAGAGGGGCUGUGGAACUUUUGGAGUCGAGAGGAUUUGGGGACGUGCGCGGUGGCGAGGUACAACGCGCGAGGGUACGGAAGGUCGAGCGACGUGCGGCGCUCGAGAGAGGCGCGAUGGGACGCGCGGGCGAGCGACAUGCUCGAGGUGGCGCAGCGAAUCAGAAACGACGACGGCGGUGCCGUGGUUUUCGCCGGCGCGUCGCUCGGUGGGGCGACUGCGAUAUGGGCGACGGUGUUGGCGCACGAGAGCGGGCGAGACGCGCCGAAAGCCGUCGUCGUCGUCACGCCGCCCACGUUUUACGACGAGCGCGAGUCCCGCAAGAAAAAGUUGCGCAAGCGCGUGGCCACGGGCGACGUCACGGCGCCCGCGAACAGCACGACCCCCAGACGAGUGUUUCAAGCGUCCAAGCGACCGAUCGAUCCGCCGCCGCCGCCCUUGGCGAAUCCCAACGAUUCGUGCGCGGUGGAAGUCUUGAUCGGCUCGGCGCAGAGCAACCUUCCCGAGCCAGAGCGCGUGCGAGAGGCGUUGGAAAACGUCCCCGUGCUCGUCCUCGCGUGGGACUGCGGCGACACGACGCAUCCGGUGUCGAGCGCGAUGACCCUCAAGGAUCUCGCGCCGCACGCCGAAGUCGUCGUGGCGUCGACGCGCGGCGAAGCCGGCGACGAGGAUUACGACAUCGUCCAUCACGUGCGAGAGCACUGGAGCGCGUGCAUCAUGGAAUUCAUCCAGCGAUCGCUGCGCCGGGGCGGCGCGGACGACGAAGCGCUGGCGUAGACUAUUGAUUAUUUUGUUUGUAUUGUACAGUACCGUCCGCCU